This is a messenger RNA of Brenthis ino (lesser marbled fritillary), 1149 nucleotides long. The record is from the annotation of a GenBank genome assembly. NCBI's taxonomy places the organism in Eukaryota, Metazoa, Arthropoda, Insecta, Lepidoptera, Nymphalidae.
AUGGGUACCGAAAUAGCUAUAUCUUUUAGUACGUUGCGUGAACAACUUGAGAGUGAAAAAAGCAGUUUGUAUAAAAUAGAUGAAAAUAUUAAGAAAAUUGUACAAACAUCCGGACGGUUUACUGAUAGGUUUAAUGCAACUGGAGAUUAUACAAGAGGUGGCAAUCGCGUAGGUGGCCGAAAUUCAUAUCAAGACGUAGCCAAUAAUUAUAAAAACGAUGAUCAAUUAAAACGCAAACACGAAACUAAAACUGUUUUUAGCAGAUUAUCAGCAAGAGUUCAAGAUAGUGAUGGAGAAGAAGAUAAUCCAACAAAAAAGACUCGUAUGUCAUCAGCAGUGUCCAGAGAACUACCAACUAGGGCUGCAGUCCUUCGUGCCCAGGGUGAUGACGAGCAGGCUAGGACUAGGAAUAGAAGAAUAUUUAGUUCUUUACUUGGAACAUUACAAAAGUUUAAGCAAGAGGAAAUUGUGUUACAAACUAAAGAAGAUAAAAAGGCUCAAGUAGAAAGGAAAAUAGAAGAACAAGCAAGAUUGGAAAAAGAAAGGGAACAGAAAGAGCGAAAAACACUAUUCGCAGAGAGAGAACAUAAGAAAGCCACUAUUAAAGCAUUGGAAGCAAAAAUGGCUCGAGUUCAGGAGUUUGAAAAGUGGGAAGCCUCACAGCAGUGCCUCGGCAACUUCAUACUCACAAAAGCAAAGCCGCAUUUGUACUGGAUUCCAAAGAAGAUGUCAGAAAAGGCUGAAGAAAAGCUUGACUCCAGUAGAAAAUUCCAUGAGAAAUGCAUGACAAAGAAGCGAGAAGAGCUACAAGAAGAGUUGCAAAGAAUAGAACAGAGAUGUCUACGAGUCCGGCCAGCCAAAGAGAAUGAACAGGAAAACCAUGGCAGAUGUGCAGACUUGGCCAAUGGCAAUGAGCGAAGGAAGCGGGACAAAUUUGCUAUUGAUGUGGACGAGAAGGAGAGGGAAGAGAGUGAGGGAGAGGAGAGACAUGAUGAACCUAUGGAGGACAACAAAGAAUCUGAAGAAAGUAAGAUGGACACAAUCGACACAAGCACAGAACAGACAGCCGAGGAUAAAACCAAUCAAGCUGAUCCUGACAAUGAACCCUCCGUCAAAGAAAAUGCUGAAGAAAACAAUUUGAAUCAUUCC